Molecule: messenger RNA, 963 nt
Organism: Ipomoea triloba (trilobed morning glory)
Lineage: Eukaryota; Viridiplantae; Streptophyta; Magnoliopsida; Solanales; Convolvulaceae
Product: transcription factor MYB90-like
Exons: 3
Coding region: 85-855 (256 amino acids)
Source: RefSeq, a predicted model, not a curated record
UUGGCCGCCAGAGAUCUAAAUGUUGCUUUAAUUUACUCCAAACACUUGGAGUUCUUGAGUUGGCUCUCUAUCUUUAAUGUGCAUAUGGAUAAAACAGCAGCCAAGACUGGAAUGAAGAAAGGUGCAUGGACUGAAGAAGAAGAUAAUCUUUUGAGGAAAUACAUUGAGGAGUUUGGAGAAGGGAAAUGGCACCAAGUUCCAGCUAAAGCAGGGUUGAAUAGAUGUCGAAAAAGUUGUAGAUUGAGAUGGUUGAAUUAUCUCCGACCGAAUAUAAAAAGAGGGGAAUUUGCUUGGGAUGAAGUUGAUCUCAUCAUCAGGCUUCACAAGCUGUUAGGCAACAGGUGGUCGUUGAUCGCCGGUAGGAUUCCAGGGAGAACGGCGAACGACGUGAAGAAUUACUGGAAUACCCACCUCAAAAAGACGGCUGAAUUUGGCAAGCCACCUCGUCGGCAACAAGAAAAUGGAAGAGAAAACAUCGUCAUUGGACCUCCAAACUCGUCAAAGAUCUCAUCUUUCUUGUCAUUGGGAACUGAAACAACAACUACAAAAACUACUAUGCCCGACAAUGACGUGAGCAAGCGGACAUUUACGCCAUCGCCGCCGGCCGAUAGCGUAACACAAUGGUGGGAAAAUUUGCUGGCUAUUGGUGAAAGGGAUGGGGCAAUCACGUGGUCGCCGUCGUUGACAACCUCCGAUGAAGGAGAUAAGGCGGUGGGCGACGGGGAAACAUGGUCACGAGUAAUCGGUGAUGGCAACUCUACGUUUAUUGACGAGGGUGAAUUCAGUUGGAUCGAGUUUCAGUUUCGCAUGGGUACAAGUAAGUGGAACGAUGGUAUUUGGGACUUGGGAGAGUAACCGAAGUAAUAAUUAUUUUUCAAGCACUAGCUUAGUGUGAUAAUAUGUAAUAUUUUGUGAACAAGUGACACCAACUUAAUUUUGACAAAUAAUUAUUACCAUAUUUAA